Lacerta agilis (Sand lizard) is the source of this 2253-nucleotide messenger RNA. RefSeq names its product cleavage stimulation factor subunit 1 (gene CSTF1). The record is from RefSeq and is a predicted model, not a curated record. The transcript is spliced from 7 exons. Bases 198 to 1832 code for a protein of 544 amino acids. Gene Ontology annotation, biological process: mRNA 3'-end processing. NCBI's taxonomy places the organism in Eukaryota, Metazoa, Chordata, Lepidosauria, Squamata, Lacertidae. Gene Ontology annotation, molecular function: RNA binding; protein binding. Gene Ontology annotation, cellular component: mRNA cleavage stimulating factor complex.
UUGAGGAGAAGCCCACUCCUCCGUUCAUGUCUUUUGAAAAGCUACCAUGACAGGAUUAUGAGACUGACCUUUGGGGACCAGGGCAGACAUCAGAUUAAUGUGUGCUUCUCAGGUUGAAGGUCAUCUGCAUAUAAAUUAUUGAGGACAAGUGAGAGGAUUGAAGAGGUAGUGUGAAGGAUAUACAGUUGUGAGGAAGAAUGACAAGUCGUCGUAUCACGCCGCCAUGUGAUAGGCGGCAGUUUCCAUGGGGCAUGAGUAACAUGGCCUUGCCUACCAAUGAACCACGACCAAUGCGACUGUCAUUUCUUGAAGCUGAUCUGCGGCUUCAAUCGAUGUGCGGAGGUUCGAUGCAGCAGCCUGUUCGACGCAGCGGCCCUCGGUCCAGGUUGUUGCCGGCCCCUCCGCAGGCUCCGCUCCCGCUGCCUUUGCCGCCGCAGUCGCCCGCCGACGUCGUCGGGCCCCCGGCGGCCAUUUUGAGCGCAGACCGACCCAGGCCGAAAGACGGGCUGACUUCUGGAAGACAGCCCUUACUCACAAUGUAUAGACCAAAAGUGAGCCUGAAAGACAGGCAACAACUUUACAGACUCAUUAUUAGUCAGUUGCUUUAUGAUGGAUAUAUCAACAUUGCUAACGGUCUGAUAAAUGAGGUAAAACCACAAUCUGUAUGUGCACCCUCCGAACAACUAUUGCAUCUUAUUAAAGUGGGAAUGGAAAAUGAUGAUAGUGCAGUUCAGUAUGCAAUUGGGCGCUCUGAUACAGUAGCUCCUGGCACAGGGAUUGACUUGGAAUUUGAUGCAGAUGUGCAGACCAUGUCCCCAGAAGCUUCUGAAUAUGAGACCUGUUAUGUCACAUCUCACAAAGGACCAUGUCGUGUAGCUACAUACAGCAGAGAUGGACAGUUAAUAGCUACAGGAUCAGCUGAUGCUUCAAUCAAAAUACUCGAUACAGAGAGAAUGUUAGCAAAGAGUGCUAUGCCAAUUGAGGUCAUGAUGAAUGAAACAGCUCAGCAGAACAUGGAGAACCACCCUGUUAUUAGAACUCUCUAUGAUCAUGUGGAUGAGGUGACAUGUUUAGCUUUCCAUCCAACAGAACAAAUCCUUGCCUCUGGUUCAAGGGAUUACACACUUAAAUUGUUUGACUACUCAAAACCAUCUGCCAAAAGAGCCUUCAAAUAUAUCCAGGAAGCAGAAAUGCUGCGUUCUAUCUCUUUCCAUCCUUCUGGAGACUUCAUUCUUGUCGGUACCCAGCAUCCUACCCUGCGACUAUAUGAUGUCAAUACUUUCCAGUGCUUUGUAUCUUGCAAUCCUCAAGAUCAGCACACUGAUGCCAUAUGCUCAGUUAAUUACAAUGCAAGUGCUAACAUGUAUGUAACGGGCAGCAAAGACGGAUGCAUCAAAUUGUGGGAUGGCGUUUCAAAUCGUUGUAUCACUACUUUUGAAAAAGCACACGAUGGGGCUGAAGUCUGUUCUGCCAUUUUCUCCAAGAAUUCAAAGUAUAUUCUGUCUAGUGGAAAAGACUCUGUAGCUAAACUGUGGGAGAUCUCUACAGGGAGAACACUAGUAAAAUAUACAGGAGCUGGUUUGAGUGGACGCCAAGUUCAUAGGACACAGGCUGUCUUCAACCACACAGAAGACUAUGUGCUGCUUCCUGAUGAAAGGACCAUUAGCCUCUGUUGCUGGGAUUCACGAACAGCUGAACGAAGGAAUCUUCUUUCCUUGGGGCAUAACAGUAUAGUUCGUUGCAUUGUUCACUCUCCUACCAACCCUGGCUUCAUGACUUGCAGUGAUGACUAUAGAGCUCGAUUUUGGUACCGAAGGUCAACCACGGACUGAAGCUGCAACUGUGAAAAUGUUGUCUGAAUUUUAUUCCUUUUUUCUUUUUAAAAAUUUUGCUUUUACCAUUGCUGAAUUUAAGUAUUUGUACUGAGUUCUCUGCUCCAGAAAUAACAUCAAUCCCUACUGAAAGGACAGUUUUUUAAGUUGGGUCCAUAGUUGAAAACAGCCAAGACAGCUGAAAAUAUUUUUCCUCACCCGAUUGUACAAGUUUUACAGGACAGGUUGCCCAUGUUCAGUAGCAAAACUUGGGCCUCCUGUUUUUUAAACCCCUUAACUCUUUGCUCUGUUUCAUUUUAUGCACAUGUAUUGCUGCUUGUUGUGUGUGCUUUUUUCCAGUUCACUGAUGGUCUUUUUUUCUUAUUUGUAGAUGAUGUAGAUACUUAAAAGUUCUCUUAUUAAACUCAUUCUUAGAAAGGUG